CACUGUCACCUAGUUUAUUUUUAUAUGGUAGUAUACUGUCUGAGUUGAACUUUAAUUAAAGAAGAUGUCAGAUAUUUUGUGCAGGUGGCUGAACCAGGAGCUCCGUCUGUCAAAAGCUGUUGAGCCAAAGACCUUUGCCAAGGAUUUCUCCAGUGGUUACCUUAUUGGGGAGGUUCUGCAUAAAUAUCAGCUGCAGAACGAUUUCAGUAUGUUUAUGAAGAAAGACACCUCCAUCUCCAAACUGAAUAAUUUUACCCGCCUUGAGCCUACUCUCCAGUUACUGGGCAUCUCCUUCGACAUAAACACAGUCCAGGAACUGAUGCAGGAGAAGCAGGGUGUUGCCACACGCCUCCUUUAUCAACUCUACAUCUCACUUGAAAAGAAGAAGAGAACAGAAAUCAGUGGGACAAUGAUGGAAAUAAUGCAACCAGCAGCCAAUGCAGGCCUGCACAAAAAGGAGCAUGGCAUCUACUCUGAUCGACUGCAUCAGGUGGUGAAACGUGAUGCAGAGCUCAAGCUGCAGAAGAUUUCUGAGCACUAUGAGGAGAAAUGCCAGCAAUUGAGCGACAGGUCUGUCAUGACCUAUCCCAUCCAGCAAAAGACACAACUCAAAGUCCAGGAUGAGAAAAGAAUGAAGAAUAUUGAGAAGCUGCGGAUGUGCCAUCAGAAGUACAGUGGCAUCAUGCCUUGUAACCAGGCCACUAUUGUCCAGGUACCCAAGCCACCGCCCUACACUUCACAGCUCAACCUAAGGAAGCGACAACAGCAGCAGCAACGCAGAAAACACCAAGCACAGGUGGUCCAGAUUGAAAUAGCCCAGUUUGAGACAAACAGGAAGAAACUGGUUACCUCUAGUUUUGCCUCCUCUUCGAGUGGCCAGCCCAUUCCUGGAGAUCUUUCCCUUGAUGACAGCAGCCAAGGCUGUGAGGUCCCUGGAAGUGGAACAAAGCUGAUAUUACAAUCUAGUAGCAAGUAUAUACAGGAGCUCCGGCAGAGGCUAGAGGAGAAUGCUGUUGCUCGUGAGCAGAGAGAAAAAAGACGAGACAGAUUCCUGGUGGAGCAGCUCAAGGCCCAUGAAGCUCAAGAGGAAGCACAGCGGGAGGAGCAGCUGGUGAAGCGUUUAACACGUCAGACUCAGCAGGAGCUGCGUUUGGCAUCUCAGCUCCUCCAGAUGCGUAUGCAGAAGGAGGUGAUCCGGGAAAACCGUCUGUUCAGAGAGCAACAGUACCAGCAGCGGAGAGAAAGGGACUUCCAGGAGGCUCUGGAGAGGGAAGCGGCUUUGGCUCAGCAGGCUAAAUUGGACCGCACCGAAGAGAUCAAAAAGGAGCUAGAGUUCUUUAACAGGAUUGCUGCUGAGCGUGCUCAGAGCAGACACAAGAAGCACUUUAACAGCUGCAAGGACAUUGUGGAGCAGAUUGUGGACUUGGCCACCAAGGUUGGAGAAUAUCGACUGCUCACUGCAAAUCUGAUUCCAGAGAAGCUGAUGAGAGAGUGGAAGGAAUUGCUGUUCAGGGGCCUGCCUCUCUAUGAGCCAGUAAAGGGCCAGCAGGCCGGGUUUGAGUUCUCUACACCACUAGAUCCUGUAGAGCUUAAGAAGCAGGAGAUACUCAACAACCAGGACUAUGAUGAAUACACUAGCAUGGUAGGUGAGUGGGCGUGGCCAGAGGAAGCAGGGGAGACCAAAUUAGCCCCAACCAACAACAUACUUGGACAUGUUGUCCUGCGGCUGAGGAACAUUGUUCAUCCACCCAUUAUGGAACCUUCCGCACCUUCAUUUCCUCAGUUUACCCUCAAGGCCUGUGUUCUGGGCAAGUUUUGCUCUGGCAAGACCACCUGCCUGGCCAAGAUUGCUGAAGCCUAUGGCAUCUGUGUCUUAUCAGCUGACACACUGAUUGAGGAGGCGCUGAAUGCUUAUCAUAGUGGAGAGCAGCUGUCUACGCGGGCCAUGCUGGGAGCAGCUGCAGAAAAAGAUUUGAGAGAAGGCAAUGCUAUUCCUAAUGAGGUGUUAGUAGACAUUAUAGUAGAGGCUAUCAGGCAGGUUCCAGCUCAGUCAGGUUGGAUCCUGGAUGGCUUUCCGGUGGACAUCACCCAGGCCUACCUGCUAGAGAAAGCCCUGGGUGGGUCUGUAGAUGUAGGGAAUGAAGUUGAAAGCAGCAGGGCAAACCUUGCUACUGAUCCUGAUCCACCUAAACCUCUGCCACCCCCAAAUCCGGUAUUGGACCUUGCUCUGCUGCUGGAUAUCCCUGAUGAGACUGUGAUGAAACAUGCAUUCAAUCACACUGAUGCAGAUACUGCUGCAGAAACAACCUCCCAUCACACAGAUGAAAAUUUAUAUUUGGCACAGAUUCCACACAGGAUCACAGCGUUUCAGGACACCUGGCCAAAACUUGAGCAAUGGUAUGGUGAAAAGCAAAACAUUUUGGUCCGUGUUGAUGCCAGUGAAGUGGAGGUGGAAGUUUACAAGAGGGUGGAGUCUGUCCUGCUGCAAGUUUUGAUGCAAACACAGGAAGCUCUUGCCGCUCCUCCCUUCGACGAUGUGUUGGACAGUGGAGAAGCUCAAGAGUCCUCUGCGUCAGCCACUCCUCUACCUGUAGACCAACCUCUAGCCCUCACAGAUGAAGCCCCAGGCUCCACAGAGUCCCAUUCCAGACUUAAUGAGGAAAAAGCCCAAAGUGUGAACUCACCUCCCAAAUCCAACACACACUCCCCGAAAGGGCACUCUAGGAAGGCAUCAACUUCCUCAGUGACCAAUGAGGUCUCUCAGGGAGUCUCUAAGAACCUACCCGAAACUGGCUCUCCCUGCCCAGGCUCAUCCAGCUGGGUCUAUGUGGAUGAACCUCUUCCCGUAGAGAUCUCAGAGUACCUGUGCCCACAUUGGGACACAGUGUGUGAUUCUUAUGUGAACAACAUAAAGACAGUGAUGCAGCAGCUGCGCUCACAAAGCACUGUUAUCAGCCAUCACCUAUUCAACAUCAGAGAGGAAUUCAAGCAUUACCUGGGGCGUCCAGACUUGAAGCAGGAGUUAGUGUCUCAGUGGCAGAAGGACUUCAACAGCAUACCUGAUGAUAUGAGAGAAGAUGAGGAUACCAAAGCAGAGCUACAUCUGAGACUUGAUGAGUUGCGUGAACGUUUAUGGGACAUCAGUGACAAGCGUAAGGAGCAGGACGAGCAAGAGAGGGCUUCUCUCAUGUGUGACGGUUGGCUGGAGGACCACACUGCCGUUCUCAUCAACCACCAUGCCACACUCACGCAGGUGGAGUUGGACCGUUUCCAGGAGACCAUCUGUAUUCUCAGAGUCUACUAUUUGAGCAUGUACAGACAGGUGCUUCCUGAGCCACCCUCCAACUUUGUCUGUAUCCCCCUAAUGGAAACCUCAGAAAUUAAGGAUCAGGGCGAGAGAUGUCCUGACUCCUCAGGGGGGGUGUCCAAGACGAAAGGCCAGGAUCAAACAGAACCUGUCAAGCCGCCCCAUGAGAAACUCAUCUCUGACUACGAGGAGGCCCUAAGAGCCAUCGUCAAAUUGGUGUCAGCAGAAGCCCGCCAGGGGGCGACAAAAGAGCAGAAGGAGAAACCACAAGAGAAAGAAAGAGAGAAGACCACUGCAAGUUCAAACAAAACGAAAAAAGGGAAGCAAUCAGCAAAAAAACAGAAAGGUCCACCAUCCCCAUCUCCAGCACCAAGCCCUGCACCAGCUGAUGACAAAAACUCAGAGAAGACUCAUGAUCAAGAAGUCAGAAACAAAAUACAUAAAGAAUAUGCAGCUGCACUGGAUCACGAGGAGAAUGCAGCAAAGGUGCGCAUUGCGCUGGUGAAAGGUCAUGGUCUGGUGAUGGCGCAAAGCCUGCAAAGCAGAGCAGAACAGGCCUUUAGCGACAUGGAGAAGUGGUUAGAAGCUCACUAUCUUGCAGAAAUGAAGAGUAUUGACCAGUUAUCAGAAGUGGUUCGCCACCACAUAGAAGCUGCUGCUAAGCUACAGAAUGAACUGGUUUUGGAAUGUACUGACUUCUAUCUGAAUGGAGAUUGCCGAAUGGUGGCUACCCGGACUCCCUCUGCCCAGCCACCCCCUCUGGAGAAACCCACACAGUCCACCCCGACCAUCACUCAGCUGGAAUCACUCCACCAACAACUAUACAACGUUGCUCCAUCAGGUCUCAUUCCCAGUUCUGAUUUCUCAAGCUUGCUCAGGGAUAUCACCGCUGUUAAUAUGGGCAGAAACAUCUUGCCUGAGCCGUGGGUAAACAAGAAUGAAACACAGUUGAUGGAGAUUGUGGCUCUGCUAGUGGAUGACUAUGAGCUUGUAGACUGGCGUCAGUUUCUGCUCAGUGCGGCCCUCCCUUGGUCAUUUCCCUCCUUAACACAGCUGCUGGCCGUGCUAAAACGUUUCAGGGCAGCAGAUACUGGCAACACUGGCUAUAUAAACAGGGAACAGUACCUACAGACAGAGUUGUGGUUUUCCAGUGAGAGUGUACAGCCGGUCUCUGAAGACCCCUCUGAGCCUCUACCUUAUGACCGUCUGGCUAACCUACGCAAGUUCUUUUUCCAGUUGUUUGCGGACCACUCUUUCUCUCCUCCUCGACUGGACUAUGUGUCCAUGCUGCAGUACUUUGCAGCCGACCCUAACCCCAGACAGGGCUUUAUCAGAGCACUUAGUGUAGUGUUGGGACAACAUCUUAAGCACUUCUCACCCGGCCACCUUGUCAGGUCUAUGCCCAGUAUAGAAGAGGCUACAGAGCUCAGCUCCUCAGAACUUGAUGGAGAGUGCAAGGAAGAAGAGACUCCGUGUCCAUCAAGCAGUUCAUUGGUGUCCAUCCCUGCUCUCCUCGAGGUCAUCUGCCACAAAAUCACCAAGAUGAAAGACGGCAACCCCCUUCCUCCAGGCUGCCUGAGUCAGGAGGAGCACACUGAGCACCUGGUGCAUGUAUUCAGAGAGCUGGGCUACAAGCCUGAGAACGGUGUGCCCUUCUUCAUUCUGUCUCAGCAUCCUUUCAUCCAGGGCCUAAUGGAGACCACAACACACUACCAGCUUGUAAAUAUUCAUAGGGUGCUACUGGCCAAUCAGGGUGAAGUAGAGGCUAACAGCUCGACAGUUUCCUAAAGGAUGAGACAUAUACAAUACAUGCUGAUGUCUGCAUCAUGAAGAACUCUUUCACUUAGGAAAUGAAAACA
Molecule: messenger RNA, 5166 nt
Organism: Seriola dumerili (greater amberjack)
Lineage: Eukaryota; Metazoa; Chordata; Actinopteri; Carangiformes; Carangidae
Gene: spef2
Product: sperm flagellar 2
Exons: 36
Coding region: 65-5095 (1676 amino acids)
Biological process (GO): sperm axoneme assembly
Cellular component (GO): sperm midpiece; manchette
Molecular function (GO): protein binding
Source: RefSeq, a predicted model, not a curated record